Messenger RNA from Dromiciops gliroides (monito del monte), 1386 nucleotides. Its product is annotated as polypeptide N-acetylgalactosaminyltransferase 11-like. Bases 1 to 1386 code for a protein of 461 amino acids. Lineage: Eukaryota; Metazoa; Chordata; Mammalia; Microbiotheria; Microbiotheriidae. The transcript has 8 exons. Gene Ontology annotation, cellular component: Golgi apparatus. The record is from RefSeq and is a predicted model, not a curated record. Gene Ontology annotation, biological process: spermatid development.
AUGAGAAAUAUCAAGCGCUUCUUUGGCCAUGGUUGCUUUUUAACAUCCUUGACCUGGACUGUGUUGUUCUUUAUUUAUUUAAAUUAUAUUGAACUGAAACAACUUCUUAAGAAUGUGCCCUUCAAGAGGGCUGGACCCCAUCAGGCAUUUCCUACAAAAGUCUCUUACAAUUUUUCCAACUUCCCAAAGCAAAUAAGGCCCCAGUUAAAAACCAAAGAUGUUAAGAAUAAGUUAGAUCACGAUAUUAAAGUCACAAAUAACAUAGUUAUUUCUCCUGAACUGGAUGUGAUUUUUUAUGAAAGCAAUCGGAAGAUCAGAGACUUGGGCUUUGAACAGCAUGGCUUCAACGUAUUUAUCAGUAACCAACUGAGCUAUCAUAGAGACGUGCCAGAUACAAGGAGCAUAGAAUGUAAAGCCAAGUCUUAUCCCUACUAUCUCCCAGUUGCCAGCAUUAUCAUUUGUUUCUACAAUGAAGUCCUUUCUGCCUUGCUUCGGACAGUGCACAGUGUCAUUGAUCAUACUCCACAGUAUCUCCUUCAUGAAAUUAUUCUGAUAGAUGACCACAGUGAAUUUGAUUAUUUGAAAGAAGACCUAAGGAAUUAUAUCAAGGAAAAUUUUCCUGAGAAUGUUAAAUUAUUAAGAAAUUACAAACGAGAGGGACUGAUUCGAGGAAGAAUCAUUGGAGCAACUAAUGCUACAGGAAAAGUUCUUGUGUUCCUAGACAGUCACUGUGAGGUGAAUAAAAUGUGGCUACAGCCCUUAUUGUUUGCGAUCCAAAAAGACUACAGCAUGGUGGUGUCCCCCCUGAUUGAUGCAAUCAAUGCUUACACUCUCAAGUAUAAGCCAUCUCCUAUCCUUCGUGGAGGGUUCACCUGGAAUCUACACUUUAAAUGGGAGUUUGUCCCUCCAUCUAAGUUACUAGGACCAGAAGGAGCUGCUGCACCAAUAAAGUCCCCUACAAUGGCUGGAGGUAUUUUUGCUAUAAACAGACGCUAUUUCUUUGAAAUUGGACAGUAUGACAAUGGCAUGAAUAUCUGGGGAGGAGAAAAUUUGGAAAUAUCAUUUAGGAUCUGGAUGUGUGGGGGCAAGCUCUUCAUCAUCCCUUGCUCUAGAGUUGGACACAUUUCCCGUAACGUGUUACCACAAAAAGCUCAUGAAAUCAUGGACUCUUUGCAGUAUAACUCUCUGCGGCUGGCACAUGUUUGGUUGGAUGAAUAUAAGGAGCAAUUUUUUUUACAGAGACCUGACCUGAGGAGUAAAGGAUAUGGAAACAUCAGUGAGCGUGUUGAAUUGAGAAAAAUACUAGGUUGCAAAUCAUUUCAGUGGUAUUUGGAUAACAUCUAUCCAGAAUUGGAGAUAUUUCCACUCCCUUCUAAAGAAAAUUAA